AUGUCUGUGACUGUUCGACCAGCUAUCGAAACCGACCUGCCACAAAUCCAUGCAAUAUUCGAGCACUAUGUACUGAACACCGUAGUGUCUUUUCUUGUCCAGAAGCCUCCAGCUAAUUAUAUUGCAUCUCGCUUCAAAGAGUCCACUAACCGCAAUUUGCCAUAUUUGGUGGCGGUCGACGAGGAAAACCGUGUGGUGGGCUACUCGUAUGCGUCCGCCUUUCGAGGAUUCAUGCUGGGUUAUGGACAUUCCGUGGAAGUCAGUUUAUUUUGUCACCCCGAGCAUCGGGACAAGGGCAUCGGCAGUCAAAUGCUGAAAGAGCUUCUCAGCGCCCUUCGUAAGACCAAACAUGUUACCAAGGAGGCCGGCCACGAAGACAACCCAGUCGAGUGUGAUGUUAAGAAAGUCUUCGCCGUCAUGGCUGUGGAUGAGGAUGCUCCUGGACAAGGACUCGCGUUAAGAGAUUGGUACAGACGUUGGGGGUUUGAGGAAGUCGGAAGACUCAAAGGUGUUGGAUACAAGAAAGGCAGAAUGAUUGACACUAUGUACAUGGAGCUACAUUUACAAUAG
Messenger RNA from Exophiala xenobiotica, 570 nucleotides. RefSeq lists its product as uncharacterized. The transcript has 2 exons. Lineage: Eukaryota; Fungi; Ascomycota; Eurotiomycetes; Chaetothyriales; Herpotrichiellaceae. The coding region runs from base 1 to 570 and encodes 189 amino acids. The record is from RefSeq and is a predicted model, not a curated record. Gene Ontology annotation, molecular function: acyltransferase activity, transferring groups other than amino-acyl groups.